AAAAGCCGGGUAGCCGAUACAACAUCUCCAAUACUCAAAUUGACCUUCUCAAGGUGACCGAUACCGCGGGCCAGUUCAGUCGCGCACAGUCAGAGGACCGUCUCGGCCGCGCGAUUUAUAAUUGAAUAGUCAAGAUGAGCGUACAGUCAGAUCACGAUAAGCGUAAGCAGAUCUCCGUGAGGGGGAUUGUGGAAGUGGAGAACGUCGCGGAGGUGAAAAAGGCUUUCAACCGUCAUGUCCAUUACACCCUCGUGAAGGACCGCAAUGUGGCGACGCCGAGGGACUACUACUUCGCGCUGGCGCACACCGUGCGUGACCACCUCGUCUCCCGCUGGAUCCGCACGCAGCAGUAUUACUAUGAGAAGGACCCCAAGCGCGUAUACUACCUCUCGCUGGAGUACUACAUGGGCCGUUCCCUCCAAAACACCAUGAUCAACUUGGGCAUCCAAGGCACCGUGGACGAGGCCCUGUACCAGCUCGGCCUGGACAUUGAGGAGUUGGAAGAGCUGGAGGAAGAUGCUGGCCUCGGUAAUGGAGGCUUGGGCAGGCUGGCUGCCUGCUUCUUGGAUUCCAUGGCCACACUCGGCUUGGCUGCUUAUGGUUAUGGUAUAAGGUACGAGUACGGCAUCUUCGCGCAGAAGAUCGAGAAUGGCGAGCAGCAGGAAGAGCCCGACGACUGGCUCCGUUACGGCAACCCGUGGGAGAAGGCCCGCCCCGAGUUCAUGCUGCCCGUCAACUUCUACGGACGGGUCGUCGACACCCCGCAGGGCAAGAAGUGGGUCGACACACAGGUGGUGUUCGCGAUGCCGUACGACAACCCGAUCCCAGGCUACAACAACAACGUCGUGAACACGCUCCGCCUCUGGUCCGCCAAGAGCCCCAUCGACUUCAACCUCAAGUUCUUCAACUCCGGCGACUACAUCCAAGCCGUGCUGGACCGGAACGUGGCCGAGAACAUCUCCCGCGUGCUCUACCCCAACGACAACUUCUUCGAAGGCAAGGAGCUCCGCCUGCGCCAGGAGUACUUCAUGUGCGCCGCCACCCUGCAGGACAUCAUCCGCCGCUACAAGUCCUCCAAGUUCGGCUCCAGAGAGGCCGUCAGGACCACCUUCGACACCCUCCCCGAAAAAGUAGCCAUCCAGCUCAACGACACCCACCCGGCUCUGGCCAUCCCGGAACUUCUAAGAAUCCUCAUCGACCAGGAGAAUCUCCCCUACGAAGAAGCGUGGAAGCUAGUCACUAAAUGCUGCGCGUACACCAACCACACCGUCCUGCCUGAGGCGUUGGAGAGAUGGCCGGUCUCCAUGCUGGAAAACGUCCUCCCCAGACACAUGCAGCUGAUCUACCAUAUCAACUUCCUCCACCUACAGGAGGUCGAGAAGCGCUGGCCGGGCGAUGGAAACCGUCUCCGUCGCAUGUCUCUGAUCGAAGAAGAGGGAGAGAAGAGAGUGAACAUGGCGCACCUCUGCGUCGUCGGCUCCCACGCCGUCAACGGCGUCGCCGCUAUCCACUCCGAGAUCCUCAAAGCGACCAUCUUCAGGGACUUCUACGAAAUGUGGCCCGAGAGGUUCCAGAACAAGACCAACGGAAUCACCCCCCGCCGUUGGCUGUUGCUCUGCAACCCUGGAUUAUCCGACCUUAUCUGUGACAAGAUCGGUGAAGAAUGGACGGUGCACCUUGAGAAGCUGCAGGGCUUGAAGCGCUGGGCUAAGGACCCCGGUUUCCAGCGCGCCGUGAUGAAAGUAAAGCAGGAGAACAAGUUGAGGCUGGCGUCUUUGAUCGAGCGUGACACCGGGGUUAAGAUCAACCCGGCAUCCAUGUUCGACGUGCAGGUGAAGCGUAUCCACGAGUACAAGCGGCAGCUGCUGAACAUCCUGCACGUGAUCACGCUGUACAACCGGAUCAAGCGCGAGCCGGCGGCGGCGGCGGUGACGCCGCGCACGGUCAUGAUCGGGGGCAAGGCCGCGCCCGGGUACUACAUCGCCAAGCAGAUCAUCGCGCUCGCCUGCGCUGUGGGGAACACCGUGAACAACGACCCUGAGGUGGGCGACAAGCUGAAGCUGAUCUACCUGGAGAACUACCGCGUGACCCUCGCCGAGAGGAUCAUGCCCGCGGCCGACCUUAGCGAGCAGAUCUCCACUGCCGGUACCGAGGCUUCUGGCACUGGCAACAUGAAGUUUAUGCUGAACGGAGCGCUCACUAUCGGCACCAUGGACGGCGCCAACGUCGAGAUGGCCGAGGAGGCUGGCGAGCACAACCUGUUCAUCUUCGGCAUGAGGGUUGAUGACGUCGAGGCUCUGCAGAAGAAGGGCUACAACGCGUACGAGUAUUACGAGCGCAACCCCGAGCUCCGGCAGUGCGUGGAGCAGAUCCGCAGCGGGUUCUUCUCGCCGGGCGAGCCGGGCCGCUUCGCGCACAUAGCCGACGUGCUGCUGCACCACGACCGGUUCCUACAUCUGGCCGACUUUGACGCUUAUAUCGAGGCGCAGCAGCGCGUCUCUGACGCGUACCAGGACCAGGCGAAGUGGGCGGAGAUGGUGAUCGAGAACAUCGCGUCGUCGGGCAAGUUCUCGUCGGACCGCACCAUCGCGGAGUACGCGCGCGACAUCUGGGGCGUCGAGCCCACGUGGGAGAAGCUCCCCUCGCCGCACGACACCGUCUAGACACCAUUCCCCUC
Cydia amplana is the source of this 2677-nucleotide messenger RNA. RefSeq names its product glycogen phosphorylase (gene Glyp). The coding region runs from base 135 to 2663 and encodes 842 amino acids. The record is from RefSeq and is a predicted model, not a curated record. The transcript is spliced from 10 exons. Gene Ontology annotation, molecular function: glycogen phosphorylase activity; pyridoxal phosphate binding. Gene Ontology annotation, cellular component: cytoplasm. Lineage: Eukaryota; Metazoa; Arthropoda; Insecta; Lepidoptera; Tortricidae. Gene Ontology annotation, biological process: glycogen catabolic process.